UAAAAAGCAAGUAACAGUCCGCUCAAUGACUCCACCCAGCAGUAUUACACCAUGUUUAGCCAGUGAGAGCUCACUGAUCAUCUUCAUCAUGACCAUCAUCAUCUCUCUGCUCCUGUUUUCCUCUCUGCUGCCACACCUGACCUUCACUGCUCAUGUGAAUGUGGGAAUAGUGAAUGGAAAAGAAGUCAAACGCCACUCCAGACCUUACAUGGUUUCUCUUCAGAAGAAUGGGAAACAUAUCUGUGGUGGAUUCCUCAUUUCUGAUCAGUUUGUCCUGACUGCCGCACAUUGCUGGAAAAGACGUAGUUUGAUGGUUGUUGUUGGUGCUCAUGACUUAAGGAACGGCAAGAGUUCAGAUCACAUCUCAGUGAAGUCCUACAUCCCUCAUCCAAACUAUGAAGAAAAAAUUCCUUAUCAACCUUAUGAUGACAUCAUGCUUUUGAAGCUAGAGAAAAAAGUGAAUCUAAACAACAAGGUUGGAGUGAUACCAUUACCAAAUGAAAAAGAAGACGGCAAACCAGAGGCUGCCUGUAGUAUUGCCGGCUGGGGAAGACUGACUGAUGGCUCAAUGAGCAAUGUUCUGAUGGAGGCAAAAGUUUCCAUAAUAAAUAACAACGAAUGUAGAAAUAGAUGGGGACCAUCGUACUCAGUCUCACAGAUGAUCUGUGUGUAUGGACAUGGUGGAUCCUGCCAAGGGGAUUCAGGAGGUCCUUUGGUUUGUGGAAACACUGCUGUUGGUGUCACAAUUUUCAGUGAACUUGGUCACUGUAAUUCACCUAAGCAUCCUAAUGUGUAUACUAAGAUUUCAGCAUAUAUUCAGUGGAUCAACAAAGUUUCUGGAAAUGUAUAGUGACUUCAUGGAGAGGAAGAAAUGUUAUUCUUGAAUUCUUCCAUAAAGAUUCUUUUAAUAAAAGUAUCACAUGGCAAGCAUCAAUUAUAGUCAAAGUGUUCUCAUUGUCACAACCAUAUAUAAUUUAGGUAACACCCUCACUAUCCAGUCAUGACUGUAGACUCAUAUCUCAUUGAAUGGGGAAAACUGAAAUACCCAAAACUGUUGGAAAUUAAAGUGAUGCUUUUUUGUGAUUCUUUAUUUAUUAACAUUAUUAAUUUUAUAACUAUU
This is a messenger RNA of Megalobrama amblycephala (Wuchang bream), 1120 nucleotides long. RefSeq names its product mast cell protease 4-like. The transcript is spliced from 5 exons. The record is from RefSeq and is a predicted model, not a curated record. Gene Ontology annotation, biological process: proteolysis. NCBI's taxonomy places the organism in Eukaryota, Metazoa, Chordata, Actinopteri, Cypriniformes, Xenocyprididae. Gene Ontology annotation, molecular function: serine-type endopeptidase activity. Bases 26 to 850 code for a protein of 274 amino acids.